AUGGGGACAGCCCGGGAGGGGACACGGGUGGCUGGAGGGGACACGGGUGGCUGGAGGGGACACGGGUGGCCUGGCGCUGUCCCCGUGUCCCCUGAGCGCUGUCACUGUCCCCAGGUGGAGCCUCAGGCCACGGUGGCAGACAUCAAAAACCUGUUCAGCAAGAGCCAUCCCCAGUGGUACCCGGCGAGGCAGUCCCUGCGCCUGGACCCCAAGGGGCGCUCGCUCAAGGACGAGGACGUGCUGCAGUCGCUGCCCGUGGGCACCACGGCCACGCUCUACUUCUGGGACCUGGGGGCGCAGAUCAGCUGGGUCACGGUGUUCCUGACGGAGUACGCGGGCCCUCUCCUCAUUUACCUGUCCCAGGUGUCCCAGGUGACACUGGGGACACUGGGGACAUUGGGGACACUGGGGACAGUCACCGCCAGCCGGCACCGCGUGGUCCACCUGGCGUGCUGCUGCCACUCGUUCCACUACGUCAAGCGGCUGCUGGAGACGCUCUUCGUGCACCGCUUCUCGCACGGCACCAUGCCCCUGCGCAACAUCUUCAAGAACUGCACCUACUACUGGGGCUUCGCGGCCUGGAUGGCGUACUACAUCAACCACCCGCUGUACACCCCGCCAGCCUACGGUGACGAGCAGGUGAAGCUGGCGCUGGCCGUGUUCCUGUGUCUCUGUCCCUGUGUCACUGUCCCUGUCCCCGCAGGUUCCAAGACGCGGAAGAUCCCGUACCCCACCCGCAACCCCUUCACGUGGCUCUUCCUGCUCGUGUCCUGCCCCAACUACACCUACGAGGUCGGCUCCUGGAUCGGUUUCACCAUCAUGACCCAGUGCCUGCCCGGUGAGGGGACACGGGGGGACACGGGGGGACACGGGAGGGGGGUGGCACCCCGAGACCCCGGCUCUGUGUCCCCUGAGCCACCCUGGGGUGCCCCUGUCCCCUCUAUCUGUGUCCCCUGUGCCACCCCGGAUUUUGGGUGGAUUUUGCGGUGA
Molecule: messenger RNA, 990 nt
Organism: Passer montanus (Eurasian tree sparrow)
Lineage: Eukaryota; Metazoa; Chordata; Aves; Passeriformes; Passeridae
Product: very-long-chain enoyl-CoA reductase-like
Exons: 11
Coding region: 1-990 (329 amino acids)
Biological process (GO): very long-chain fatty acid biosynthetic process
Molecular function (GO): oxidoreductase activity, acting on the CH-CH group of donors
Source: RefSeq, a predicted model, not a curated record